Messenger RNA from Mytilus trossulus (common blue mussel), 3070 nucleotides. RefSeq names its product toll-like receptor 4. Gene Ontology annotation, molecular function: transmembrane signaling receptor activity; protein binding. Gene Ontology annotation, biological process: immune response; inflammatory response; toll-like receptor signaling pathway. The record is from RefSeq and is a predicted model, not a curated record. Lineage: Eukaryota; Metazoa; Mollusca; Bivalvia; Mytilida; Mytilidae. Bases 428 to 2920 code for a protein of 830 amino acids. The transcript has a single exon. Gene Ontology annotation, cellular component: plasma membrane.
AUUUAACAAACUUAUAUUUCAAUUUGUAAAUGCGGAAGUUUUCUAAAAUGUUCUGCCUCAAAAUUUCAGAAUCUGUAUACAAUAAAUCAUCUUUUCAGCGAGACAUAUUUCAAAAUUAUUAUAAAAUGGAACUUAAAAAACUGUAAACAUUAUAGGAAAAUAUUACCCUGAUCACUGAAGUAAAAGGACAGUUGUUAAGUUGGAUAGUUCCGCGCUCUCUUACAGUCGGUUUCCUCAUGACGUAAAAGGAUGAUUUGAGUGAGCGGAAUAUAAGGACUGGAUUAUUCGGGUUAGAAAUUACGAGGAUUAUUGACUCAGUAUAUGUACGUAAAUAUCAUUGUAUUAAAUGAUUAGUCCGUAAAUAGUGAGAACAAGGGGUUUUAAAUUUAAAUUUAAAUUUCCAUUUUUAUGUGUUAUUACAGCUACAAUGAACGUUCUAAGGAUAGUUUACUUAACGUCGUUAUUUCUCAUAAAUAAAAGUCUAUCUUCAAAGUGUACAACAACUAGAACCGGAAAUGACGUGAGUACAGAUUGCCAUGGAAAAGGUUUCCUGCAUGUGCCUAGAAAUGUACCUAACGAUACUACAUUUUUGGACCUGUCUGCCAAUGAGUUGUCCGUUAUAUCUAACUUCGCGUUUUCUAGACUAAAAUAUGUUUCUAGUUUGAAGUUAUCAUCGGCUCAGAUAUCAGUUAUCGAGUCAAAAGCGUUUUCUGGAUUAGUUAAACUGACUUCUUUGGACCUGCGCAAUAACACUCUUGAUAUCCAUUCUUUACCGGAGACUGCUUUUGAUUCAUUACCUUUUUUGAGAAUUUUAGAUUUAUCACAGAAUAACUUCCACCAAUACCCUGAGAAAGUUUUAGAAAACUUGUCAGACUUAGAGAGAUUAUCAAUCAAUGGUUUAAACGGCCAAACUUUUGGAAACGGUUUUCGUUCUCUACGUAAAUUAACAUAUCUGAAGUUUGAACCUUGUUCGAUAACCAGAAUGGACAACGACACAUUCAUUGUUUUUAAGAACAUACAAUUGAAGGAACUGAUUUUUGAAUGCAAGAUUAGGUUCGUGGAACCAGGUGCUCUCAUCCCAUUUAAGUCGAUAGAAAUUCUCGAUAUUUCAAAUAAUUUUAAUGUUCGGGUUUCGUAUAUGCUUCAAUUACUUAACGGUCUUAUAGACAGAAAUGUAACAUCAAUAGACUUUAGCAACAAUUUCAGAACUAUCGCAGCCGCUGACGUAUUAUUGGCGUCACAGUUUGCAAUGAUUGGUGCAGUCUGCUUGAAAGAAAUCGAUUUGACUCGUAACCAAAUAAUAUCGAUACAGUCAGGGGGAAUAAAUCUGAUGAAACAUAAAAAUUGCUUAGAAAAACUCAUUCUCAGAGAGAAUAGUAUAUGGGGUGACAAAAGUAUUGUGAUAGACUUGGUGAAACUGGUAAACCUUCGUUGGUUAGAUAUAUCAAACCAGGCAACGUUACACGUCAAAACGGACGCUAAUAAAAACAAAACCGGUAUGCGUCGUGUAGAUAAAACAGAUACAAACUAUUUCUCUGACAGAGUAACGUUUGCAUUCCAACUACCACGUAAUCUGCAAUAUAUCGAUGCAUCAUAUAUUGGCGUGAGAAGUACUGGUUUAAAUACUUUAAAUUUCACAAAUGCUGGUAAAUUAGAUUUCUUAAAUCUAGCUGGAAAUAAAUUCAAAGAUUGUCUUGGACAUUUCCAUGGACUGUCACAUUUACAAACAUUAGACAUAUCGGAUUUUAACUGUAGUGAACUUGAUCUAAAGAUGAUCAGUUUUAUGCCAUACCUCAAAACACUAAUUAGCAGAAGAACACAUUUAAAUGUCGGAUUACAAAAUGAUGUAAAUGGUGAAUUUCUAAAACAAUUAUUUGGGCUGAAACAAAUUGACUUCUCAGAAAAUGACUUUGUUACGUUUAAUAAACACAUGUUUGUAUCACAAUAUCGUUCCCUCAUUUCACUGGAUUUAUCAAAAAACAAAUUUUCAAAAUUUCCAAUUCAAAUCAGCAAAUUUUCAACUUUAAAGAAAUUAAGUCUCGUUCAAAAUCGAAUUGCUUUUCUGCCGAAAACUGACAUGAAUCAACUGGAAAACUACCAACGUGAUAAACAUAUCAACUUUGAGCUUCUUUUGAAUGACAAUAAUUUCGUUUGCAAUUGUGAUUCGAUCGAUUUUGUGAGAUGGCUCCAGGAAACAAAAGUUACACUAGAUAACAACCGGAAUUACUCGUGUGUGUAUAUUGAUAACAGCAAGAAAACAACAGUUUAUGCAUACACGCAUCUUGAAUCCGUUGAGAGUAAAUGUCUCAGUAAGAUAUGGCUUACCAUUACAAUAAUUCUUGUUGUGGUUUUUCUUCUACUAUUCACAGCUAGUUCCUUAGCCUACAAAUAUAGAAUAACUCUACAUUUUUGGUACCUUCAUAUCCGCCGAAAGUACCGCCAUUAUACAGCACUGGAAGGAGAUUCUAAAGAGUACAAGUAUAAUGCAUUCGUUGCUUAUUGUAAUGAAGAUGAAGAAUGGGUUUGUGGGUCUCUCGUUAAUUAUUUGGAAAAGACAAAUGGUUUGGCAUUAUGUUUACACGAUAGAGAUUUUGCAGCUGGGAAGCUCAUUAUGGAUAAUAUCUUAGACGCCAUUUUUGAAAGCAAAAAAGUGGUCCUUGUUAUCAGUGAAGAAUUCCUAAAAAGUUCAUGGUGCGAGUUCGAACUUGAUAUGGCGAGAAUGAAAAUGUUUCAAGACAACAGAGACAUGUUGGUCGUUGUCCUGUUGAACAAACUUUCUCCUUCACAAAUGCCAAUUUCCUUACAGAGAAUUUGGAACAAAGUGACAUGCCUAGAAGUUGAUGAAACGAUCUGUUCAAAUCAAAAUGGCAAUUUUGAACAUUUAUUCUGGAAAAGAUUAUAUGAAGCAAUCGUGAUGUAAAUGGAAACUUAAAUGUUGAUUAUAAUAUGACGUGCUUCUUUCGCUUUGUGAAUAAACCCAUGCUCUAAAUCCAUUAACAUUUGUUUGCACAUGCGUAUAUUGACUACAGCAGAAUAUCGAAUUUUAUUAAAUCGGCAAACUCUUAAAUGA